AUGACGCCGAUAAUUCGCGUCGCCGGUCUCUAUUGCAAGAACGCUAGAGCCAUCUGGUGGCGUAACGGCACACUACCGCGAUGUUUACGCUUAAAGAAGACGAGCGAGGCGAGGCUGGAAUGUCCUUUUCGGAACGCGCAAGGGCGGCGCGAGGUUCUCUCUACGUUUCUUCGUCCAGAUUCUCCUAGAAAUGUAUCGAGCACAUCGAGAGAACGAACAUCGGAGAGAUCAAUUUCGUCUCGAGAGACUCGUGAUUUAUGCGGCGCGCGCAGGCGAGACGCGGCUGACCUCGACUCCCUGAUAUUUCGAUUUGGCGAAACGUGCAGGCGAUGCCGUGCCGGAGGACCCGGCUCGGGCCAGGCAGGACCGACGCGAAGAUUCGGCGAGACGUGUAAACAAUGCCGUGCCGAAGGAUUCGGCUCGGGCCAAGCGGGAUCGGCUCGAAGCGUAUGUAGCAGAAUGUGGCCGAUUCUGAUCUGCUGGUACUUUGGCCCGCAAAGUCCACACGUACUUCUUCUUCAAGGGAGCCAACAACGCGGGCCUCUUUCUUCAUCUGCCGCCGGCACUCUCAAUCAAGGCAAGAUAAAAGCCCGACGAGUCCGAUAGGCAAUCGGCCAUCAUCCCCCGAGCGCGGCGCGCACCUAUAUCGAUCGGAGCCACGCGCGCGUGGUCCACGUGGCUUCCGAUCAGCCGACCCAGAUGCAUACAGAGAGCCCCGGUUGUCCAUACACCUAAUGGCACAAUCACUGGCCGUCGUAAGUACGCAGCACACACUGUAUACAGCAACUCUUAUCGGCACCGACUGCACCGCGGUAUG
Molecule: messenger RNA, 817 nt
Organism: Harpegnathos saltator (Jerdon's jumping ant)
Lineage: Eukaryota; Metazoa; Arthropoda; Insecta; Hymenoptera; Formicidae
Exons: 6
Coding region: 1-606 (201 amino acids)
Source: RefSeq, a predicted model, not a curated record